Molecule: messenger RNA, 933 nt
Organism: Penicillium salamii
Lineage: Eukaryota; Fungi; Ascomycota; Eurotiomycetes; Eurotiales; Aspergillaceae
Source: the annotation of a GenBank genome assembly
AUGGACAUCUUUCUGGACGUUCUAGACACAUUCAUACUCGAUCGGUGCUAUGCCUUUCUUUCGCCUGACCCAACCGCUAUCUUGAAAGAUGGGAGUUUGACUGCUCCUGAGUUGAAUCGACAUGUCAAAGUGUAUUAUCCUCUGCAGCCCUCAAAAUGGGCAGAAGCAAGCCUGUGGAAGAGAGAUGAUCUCUCGAGACAAGCAUUGUCAUUAUACUUGAUCACCUGGCUCUUCGCAAUGAUAAUGUACCUCCUCGGCAGCCUAGUCCUAUACCACACCCUAUUCGACAAAAGACUCCUCCGCCACCCCCGAUUCCUCGCAAACCAAAUCAAGCUCGAAAUCAACCAAGGCAUCUCCGCAAUUCCAACAAUAACCCUCCUCACAGUCCCCUUCUUCAUAGCAGAGAUAAGAGGAUGGUCAAAACUAUACGAUUUCACCAGCCAAUCCCCAUUCUGGGGAUACACAUUGCUGCAAUACCCGCUUUUCAUCUGCUUCACCGACAGUGGAAUCUACUGGAUUCAUCGCGGCCUGCAUCACCCACUCGUAUACCGCUGGCUUCACAAACCGCACCACAAAUGGGCUGUGCCGACGCCUUUUGCCAGUUAUGCUUUCCACCCGCUGGAUGGGUGGUCGCAGAGUCUUCCGUAUCAUAUUUUCCCGAUGAUUUUCCCCUUGCAGAAGGUUGCUUAUUUGGGGCUUUUUGUUUUCGUUACGAUGUGGACGGUCUUGAUUCAUGACGCUGAAUACCUGCCGACGUCGGAAAUCAUUAACGGAGCCUCUUGUCAUACGAUGCAUCAUCUUUACUUUAAUUAUAACUACGGCCAGUUCACAACGGCCUGGGAUCGACUGGGCGGGACCUAUCGCAAACCCAAAGGUGAUGCAUUCAUGGAAGCAAAGCCCGAACAUGGGAAGAUUGAGGGUAAACGUGACUGA